CAGGGGAAGAAAAUUGGAAGAGGGGACACUCCCUUGUUUUGAAAUGGCCAUUAAACAUAGUCCUAAAAUUCUUCAGUUCAGUCAGAAAACAAAAAGCACCUGGAUUUGCCCAAGAAAUGAACACUGUUUCUGAAUCCUCUGCCCUGCAUGGCCUUCUUCACCCGACGCCUUCUGACCACAGUGGCCCCCACAUGUUCUUCCCCUUCCAACCAGAUCAAAACCUUCCUCUCAAAGGGUCUUUAUCACCAAACACUUCAACUUUUCUCUGAACUCCAUCUCUGUGGCCACUCCUCCAUUUCCUUUUUUCUUCCAUCAGUCAUCAAGGCAAGCUCCUCUGCCCAAUGUCAUGCUUUUGGCACACAGCUUCACUGCUUGGCUCUUAAGACAGGCUCCCACUCUGAAACAGUUGUGUCCAACUCUAUCAUCACUAUGUAUUUUAAGUUUUCAGAUGUUGGAUCAGCACGACAAGUGUUCGACACAAUGCCUCACAGAGACCCCAUCACCUGGAACUCCUUGAUUAAUGGUUAUCUGCAUAAUGGGUAUUUGGAAGAAGCUUUGGAAGCGUUGAACGAUGCGUACUUGCUUGGUCUUGUUCCCAAGCCUGAGUUGCUAGCUAGCGUGGUAUCCAUGUGUGGGAGGAGAAUGGGUUCAAAGAUAGGGAGACAGAUUCAUGCUCUUGUUGUUGUUAAUGAGAGGAUAGGACAGUCAAUGUUUCUGUCAACGGCUCUUGUGGAUUUUUACUUUAGGUGCGGUGAUUCUUUGAUGGCUUUGCGUGUGUUUGAUGGGAUGGAGGUGAAAAAUGUGGUUUCAUGGACUACUAUGAUAUCUGGAUGCAUUGCUCAUCAAGAUUAUGAUGAGGCUUUUGCAUGCUUUCGAGCAAUGCAGGCUGAGGGAGUUUGCCCAAAUAGAGUGACAUCAAUUGCUCUGUUAUCAGCUUGUGCCGAGCCUGGCUUUGUUAAGCAUGGGAAGGAGAUACACGGUUAUGCAUUUCGUCAUGGGUUCGAGUCAUGUCCUAGUUUUUCAUCUGCACUUGUAAAUAUGUAUUGUCAAUGUGGAGAACCAAUGCACCUUGCUGAGCUAAUUUUUGAAGGGUCUAGUUUUAGAGAUGUGGUGUUAUGGAGUUCAAUCAUUGGGAGCUUUUCUCGAAGAGGGGAUAGCUUCAAAGCAUUGAAGCUUUUUAAUAAAAUGAGGACUGAGGAAAUUGAACCAAACUACGUAACUUUGUUGGCAGUCAUCUCUGCCUGCACAAAUUUAUCUUCACUAAAGCAUGGAUGUGGACUCCAUGGCUAUAUCUUUAAAUUUGGAUUUUGUUUUAGCAUCUCUGUGGGCAAUGCACUUAUAAACAUGUAUGCCAAAUGUGGUUGUUUGAAUGGUUCUCGUAAGAUGUUCCUAGAAAUGCCAAACAGAGACAAUGUUACUUGGAGUAGUUUGAUCAGUGCCUAUGGCCUUCAUGGAUGUGGUGAACAAGCUUUACAAAUUUUUAAUGAAAUGAACGAGAGAGGAGUGAAACCCGAUGCAAUUACCUUCCUUGCAGUUUUAUCUGCUUGUAAUCAUGCUGGCCUUGUAGCUGAGGGGCAACGGAUAUUCAAACAAGUACGUGCAGAUUGUGAAAUUCCAUUAACUAUAGAGCAUUAUGCAUGCCUAGUCGAUCUCCUUGGAAGGUCAGGGAAGCUAGAAUAUGCUUUGGAAAUACGGAGAACAAUGCCCAUGAAACCAAGUGCAAGAAUAUGGAGCUCUCUCGUGUCGGCUUGCAAACUUCAUGGCAGAUUGGACAUAGCAGAAAUGCUAGCUCCACAGCUUAUAAGAUCAGAACCAAAUAACGCUGGUAAUUACACGUUACUGAAUACGAUCUAUGCCGAACAUGGUCAUUGGCUUGAUACAGAACAAGUGAGGGAAGCCAUGAAACUACAGAAGUUAAAGAAAUGCUAUGGCUUCAGCCGCAUUGAGGCUUGACAUGAGAGUUUCGAGCAAAACAGAAUGUAGCAAGCUUUAUCCGAGAGUGGAAAAAUUAUUUAAAUGAUUAUGGAUAACAACAUAUUGUACUCUGGUUAAUAUCUAUUCUUAACAUAUAUCUUUACUUUUUUAGCAAAGACAGGAUUGAGAAGUAACAUAUAUCUUAACAUGUAAGUACAGUCAAAUUGUAAAAUGAUUCAAUUUUGCUAAUAAAACCAAUCAUUUUCUAUUUGU
Messenger RNA from Glycine soja, 2187 nucleotides. RefSeq names its product pentatricopeptide repeat-containing protein At4g31070, mitochondrial. NCBI's taxonomy places the organism in Eukaryota, Viridiplantae, Streptophyta, Magnoliopsida, Fabales, Fabaceae. Gene Ontology annotation, biological process: RNA modification. Gene Ontology annotation, molecular function: RNA binding; protein binding. The coding region runs from base 148 to 1953 and encodes 601 amino acids. The transcript has a single exon. The record is from RefSeq and is a predicted model, not a curated record.